CCAAGAUAUGAGAAACCUGUUUUUCGAAGCGAGCACAUUUAACCAACCCAUUGACGCAUGGGGAGAGAAGAUUGCGCUUGGGACGGAUUUGUCGGGGAUGUUCGGCGCGCAUGUGAACAACCCUGGCACUGCGUUCAACCAAAGCUUGAGAAGCUUUGAGCCGUUGAUCAGCGAAGCCUCCACUCGCACCUACAAAGAUAUGCUCUUGGGCGCGACGAGUUUCGAUUGGGGUGCAAACUUCAGCGAAAAUUUUUUAUCACAGCGGGAAGGGCAGGAGGUGUUGAGGCUACUAGGGCGAAGAUAAACUUCUAAAGAUCCUUGCUUUUGGUUUUGUCUCCUCUCGCCUAAAGCAGCGCGAGGUCCUCUAGUUUUCUGUAGAUCGCUGUUGCUAUACUCCGUCGCCCCCUGGGCUAAACAGACACUUUUGUUUUUCCACAAUAUCAGGAACGAUCUGCAUUAAAGCAGCCACGACCUAGAGGCAGCUCUAGUAGCAGCUCAGAACUUUUUACUAGACUAAUCGGUCGCACUUGUAAAGUUGUAGAAGUCCAAGAACUCUUCAUGUAUCUAUAUGUGCAAUCUAUAAACCGCUCACUUUGCCCUGCUUGCAUCUACAGCCUACGAGGAAGAAGGAAUUAUGAUGUUACAGCAUUCGGAUCAGCAACGGGAAUGGGCUACGGUGCUUCUUACACUUUUCUUUCUGGAAAAAAGUCACUGCUUUCGUAAUCCUGGGAGGUGAUGCAAUGAAGAAAAAAAGAAACACUGGAAUGGAAAGAAGUAUUUUUCCUUGUAUAAUAAUUGGUGGAGAUGAUGUGUGAUUGGUG
Molecule: messenger RNA, 821 nt
Organism: Amoebophrya sp. A120
Lineage: Eukaryota; Dinophyceae; Syndiniales; Amoebophryaceae
Source: the annotation of a GenBank genome assembly